Molecule: messenger RNA, 3056 nt
Organism: Sipha flava (yellow sugarcane aphid)
Lineage: Eukaryota; Metazoa; Arthropoda; Insecta; Hemiptera; Aphididae
Product: cytosolic 10-formyltetrahydrofolate dehydrogenase
Exons: 16
Coding region: 153-2921 (922 amino acids)
Biological process (GO): biosynthetic process; one-carbon metabolic process; 10-formyltetrahydrofolate catabolic process
Cellular component (GO): cytoplasm
Molecular function (GO): formyltetrahydrofolate dehydrogenase activity; aldehyde dehydrogenase (NAD+) activity
Source: RefSeq, a predicted model, not a curated record
UUCAACACGCCGUCGUACACAAUCUCGUAUUCCAGAACCAUUUCUAACUUGUUAGGACUAUCGGCAUAUUGUUUGGUGGGUACCAUCCCGUUAGAAUUAAUUAGACUUAGUUGAGGGGAAUUGAAUCUGUCAGUGCCGUCAGUGUUUUGAAAAUGUUUAUGCUCAGAAAGUUCAUCAAGAAUCGGCCGACAAGCCGUUUCGGUUUGACCAACCAACGGGACCUCAAUGUUGCUAUUAUCGGCCAGAGUACUUUCGCGGCUGAAGUCUAUAAAUUACUUAUAAAAAAUGGUCACCGUGUGGUCGGUGUGUUCACCAUAUUGGACAAGGGCAACAGACAAGAUCCAUUGGCUGCUAUUGCAUCAGAAAAUAGUACUCCUGUAUUUAAAAUCAAAUCGUGGCGUAAAGGUGAACAAGCCUUGCCCGAAAUUGUAGCUCAGUACAAACAAGUUGAUGCUGAACUCAACGUACUACCAUUCUGUUCACAAUUUAUUCCAAUGGAAGUUAUUGAACAUCCAAAACAUAAAAGCAUAUGUUAUCAUCCUUCAAUUUUACCUAAACAUAGAGGAGUUAGCGCUAUAAAUUGGACAUUAAUAAAUGGAGACAAAGAAGCUGGAUUUUCUAUAUUUUGGGCUGAUGACGGGCUUGAUACAGGUCCAAUAUUAUCACAAAAAUCAUGUCCAGUCUUGCCAGAUGAUACUGUUGAUUCGGUGUAUAAUAGAUUUUUAUAUCCAGAAGGCAUCAAGAGUAUGGCUGAAGCCGUUGAUAUGGUUGCUAAUGGAACUGCUCCAGUUAUACCACAAUCAACAGAAGGUGUUUCAUUUGAACCAUCAGUUAGAAAAAAGUCACUUCAAAAAAUAGAUUGGAACAAAAACGGCAAAGAUAUUCAUAACUUCAUUAGAGGAUUAGACAGUUCACCUGGUGCUUGGACUAUUAUAGAUAACACUGAAGUUAAGUUAUAUAAAUCAGCCAUUUGGUCUAAUGAUACACCAACAGGUGAUCUAAUAACUGUUGAUACGCUCCAAAACCCAGCUGUUGUUCAUGAUAAUGGUCUAUUGAUUACCUGUAAUGAUGGUUUAAAACUGAACAUAAAUAGGUUGUCUGUAGAUGGAAAAAUGAUGGCUGCAUCAAUGUAUGGUAAAGCUGACACCAUUCAAGAAACAAUUGAAUUCACAGCUGAGGAGAAAGCGCUUAUCCCAAUUGUUGAGACUAUCUGGAAAAAUAUUCUUAAUAUGGGUAUUGAAAAUAAUACACAUUUUUUCCAAUCCGGAGCUGGUUCUAUGGAUGUAGUCAGAUUAAUUGAAGAGAUCAAAGAUAAAUUGAAAUUGACUAUAAAAAAUGAUGAUGUAUUCAUGUCUCCCAUUUUCUCAGAUUUCUGUAACACCUUGAUUAAGAGGUCAAGAGGUACUUCUGAUGAAAAGAAGCAUGUAGAAUAUGAUCCAGUUGUAAUUGAAGUUAACAAUAUGAAAUUACAGUUUGCCAAACAAUUAUUCAUUAAUGGUCAAUUUAUAGAUUCAGAAUCUGGAAACACGGUAGAGUGUAUCAAUCCUGCUGACGAAUCUGUCAUUUGUUCUAUUCAAUGUGCAUCUGAAGUUGAUGUGAAUCAAGCCGUUAAUGCUGCUAGUAAAGCUUUUGAAGGAGAAUGGACUGAAAUGAGUCCUAGAGAUCGUGGAGCUAUUAUGUAUAAAAUCGCUGAUUUAUUAGAUAAACACAGAGAAGAAUUAGCAACAAUAGAAUCCAUUGAUUCUGGUGCAGUAUAUACAUUAGCAUUGAAAACUCAUAUUGGUAUGUCAAUUGAUGUUUGGAAAUAUUUUGCUGGCUGGGCAGAUAAAAUACAUGGACAAACAGUUCCUAUAUCACAUGCUAGACCUAAUAGAAAUUUAACAUUUACAAAAAAAGAACCAAUUGGUGUCUGUGGUAUCAUCACACCAUGGAAUUAUCCAUUAAUGAUGUUAUCCUGGAAGAUGGCUGCAUGUUUAGCUGCAGGCAAUACUGUGGUAUUGAAGCCAACAGAAAUGUCUCCACUCACUGCUUUAAAGUUUGCAGAACUAUCUGUUGAAGCUGGUUUUCCAUCUGGUGUGAUAAAUAUUUUACCUGGACUUGGUACCGUGACUGGUAGAGCAAUAGCUGAGCAUCCUGAUAUAAGAAAAGUAGGAUUCACAGGAAGCACUGCAACAGGUCAUAUGAUCAUGAAAGCAUCAUCAGAAUCAAACUUAAAAAAAGUUUCAUUAGAACUUGGUGGGAAAUCCCCACUGAUUAUAUUUGAUGACUGCGACUUGGAGAAAUCUGUUCGAAUGAGUAUGGGAGGAGUGUUUUUCAACAAAGGAGAGAAUUGUAUAGCUGCAGGUAGAGUGUUUGUGGAAUCCAGCAUACAUGACAAGUUUGUCGAUAAAGUUGUUGAAGAAGUUAAAAAAAUUAAAAUUGGAAAUCCAUUAGAACGAGACACUCAUCAUGGACCCCAAAAUCAUAAAACCCAUUUGGAAAAACUAUUGAACUACUGCCAAAAAGCAAAUAAUGAAGGAGCCGAACUGAAAAUUGGAGGAAAACGAGUUGAUCGACCUGGAUACUAUUUUGAGCCAACUGUGUAUACAGGUGUCGAGGACCACAUGUUUAUUGCACAAGAAGAAUCAUUUGGACCAAUCAUGGCUAUAUCUAAAUUUAGUGGCAGCAACCUGGAUGCAGUCAUUAAGAGGGCCAAUUCAACAGAAUAUGGUCUGUCUUCAGGUAUAUUCACAAAGGAUAUUAGCAAAGCUUUAAGAUUUGCUGAAAAAAUUGAUGCUGGUACUGUAUUUAUAAACACUUACAAUAAAACUGAUGUGGCAGCUCCAUUUGGAGGUUUUAAGAAGUCUGGAUUUGGUAAAGACUUAGGUGAAGAAGCUUUAAAUGAGUAUUUAAAAACAAAAUGCAUAACAGUGGAAUAUUAAAUAAUAAUGGUGCUCAAACACGAUUACUAAUAACCAUUCUGGUUAAAUACUAAUUAACUUACACCUCGAUUUAUGUCACCUAUGCAAGUCCAUGGAACAGAACUCUUACCAGAUAUAACCCAUUUUGAAUGAUCC